AUGGGUUCCAAGAAUCUCGCCAACUAUGCCAAAUGUGUCAUCACCGAUUACGACGGCGAUUCGUCGGAGAUUCAGCGAUCCACGUCACCACAAGCAACACCAGCAGAAGCCGAAGUCACAAAGUAUCUGCCGUGGCCGCGCACCGUAAUUCCAUCGUCAGGUCAUCACGAGCAACAGCACGCCGAGCGAAAGACAAAAAAUAAACCGAAUACCGCAGCAAUGAUGGCCACCAACACCGUCGAUAUGCAGCAAUUGCUGAUGUCGAUCGAUCCGACCAACGGCAAUCAGGAGUUGUUCAAUCAGAUGAGCAAAGGUGCGAUGGUCACGUCGGGCGGAAGCGCCAGCCCGUCGUUAUUGGCGUCGUCCGGCGCGCCGUCGUCGUCGUCGAUCGCCAACGAAGGACGGAUGAGGUGUGACGGCGGCGGCGACGAAGAGAAGGAGGCGUUGAAUGGCGGCGGUGCGAAUCCAUGGCUCAGUCUUCUCCUUCAACAGCAACAGCAGCAACAGCAGAAUAGUCAGAAGAAUGAAGUGAUGGAUAUCAUGCAGCACGCGAAUCCGCAAAUUUUGGAGUUGCUCGCCCAAAACGGAAACGUCGACUUCACGCAGCUCGUCGGCCAACUCGCCGGACGGCGGAACGCCGCCGACGAGGCAUCGGCGCGAGACGGUUCGAUAUCGCCGAAAAUGGUGGCGUCGACGUCCGAUGAUGGCGAAGUGCCGCCGGCGAAGAAGACGAAAAUCACCGAUGAGCCGACGACGACGACGUCGCAACCACAGCAGCCGGCUGCCGAGAACUCACUUAUCAAAUCGGCGUUCGACAAUCUCCUUCUGGCUCAGAUGUCGUCGCUGACCUCGCAGCUUCCACAACAUCAACAACAGCAGCAGCAGCAGCAGGCGAGUAAAGCCGAUGAGAGCGCCGCCGACGAGCCGUCGUCGUUUAAAUGCCACGAGUGCGACAAAGAGUUUGAGAACGUCGCAUUUUUGGAGCAGCACAAACUCGCGCAACACACCAAUUUGAUGGCGCAACGACUGUUCGGCGGUCUGUUCCCGUCGUCGAUCAGCGGCCUCCCGUUGAUGUUCCAAUCGCCGCUUCAUCAGCAGUUCACCGGAAUGCAGGAUUUCGAUUCGCCGCUCUCAUCGAUCUCAACGCCGAAAAUCGCCGGCGUCAAACGGCAAUAUUCAUCGAACGGCAAAAAUUAUUGCGAUCUGUGCAACAAGGAGGUGUGCAAUAAGUACUUCCUUCGAACGCAUAUGCUCAAAAUGCAUCGGAUUGUGAUCGAUGAGAACAAGACGGUGAUCGCCAACAUCGACACGCUCGAAGGCGAACGAAUGGGCGGAUUGUCGUUUCGAUGCGACACGUGCUUCACCGAGUUCAAGUCGCGCAAUCAGCUGCGUCAGCACAAGCAGGACGUUCACGGUGUGAUGCCGUUGUCGACGCCGCGAAGCGCCAACAAGGCGUCGGUGCCGUCGACGCCGACGUCGACGUCUGCGCCGAUCGACGAGAAGUGCCAAUUGUGCGACAAACGGGUUCCGACGAUUAUGAUGAGCCUCCACAUUCAGCAGGAGCAUUUGAGCGGCGGCCAGAUUGGCGAGAUGGCGCCGGAUUUGUCGCAAAUCAUGGCGGUGUUGAAUCAGGCGACGCGCGGUCAAUCGAACGAUUCCGACGAGAACGCGGCGAUCAGCACGUCGAAAGCCGACGAUCCCAACAUUCUCAAGUGCACACGAUGUCAGUACACGACGUGGGAGGCGAAGAAUCUCGAGAUGCACCAGGAGCGUCACGAGCCGAUGAACGACGUGAAGCGACGCGGCUCCGACGACGACGAGGACGACGCGAUGAAGUUGACGAAAGAGGCGGCGCUCAAAAUGGUGGUUCGCAAUCAGUUCGACACGUCGGACGGCGCCGACGCGUUGAAUCUGACGAUUCACAAGUCGAUGAAGAAGGAUCAAGAAGAGGAGAAGUCGGGUGGAGCGCAGCACGAGAGAAACUCGCAUACGAGCGGCUCAAUCUCGCCAUCGGGUGAAUCGCUUCCAGAAGGUUUCGGCAAGCCGAUCAACUCGGAAAAAUCAUUUCCGCUUCAGACGUUCAUCGUGAGAAGCAACGACGAGAAAGGCGCCUUUUUGGGAGAAUUCCUUAUUCAAAUACCGGUUCGAAAUAUGGUCGACGGGCCGCGACGAAUGGUGUUCGAUCUUCUGCCAACCGGACCAUCCAACUAA
Caenorhabditis bovis is the source of this 2211-nucleotide messenger RNA. The record is from the annotation of a GenBank genome assembly. Lineage: Eukaryota; Metazoa; Nematoda; Chromadorea; Rhabditida; Rhabditidae.